This is a messenger RNA of Styela clava, 1944 nucleotides long. Its product is annotated as dolichyl-phosphate beta-glucosyltransferase-like. Gene Ontology annotation, cellular component: endoplasmic reticulum membrane. The record is from RefSeq and is a predicted model, not a curated record. Lineage: Eukaryota; Metazoa; Chordata; Ascidiacea; Stolidobranchia; Styelidae. Gene Ontology annotation, biological process: protein N-linked glycosylation.
AUGAUGAUGUUUUUAGAUUGCUCUUCCUUUUAGUUUAUUAUGCAGUGCUUCUUUGCCGAUGUGGAGACCCAGACUGGCCUGUAAAGGAGGGUUUGCACCCUCUGUUAUAAUUGAUGUGGGGGCUAUUCUUAGAAUCGGAGAAUAUAACAUAAAAUAAUGAACUAUAGUUCCUCUGUUUUUGAUAGUUAUUAUUUCGCAAUCACAUAAAAUAUGUCACAUCCAAAUAUAGUUCGGCAUGAUACUGAAAAGUAUUAUUACGAUCCCAAAACUGAAUCACAGAAAGGAAAUUUUCCGUUUAAUGAUUCGUCGGAAAGGUCGGUCGAUUUGAGCAUCAUCGUUCCAGCAUACAAUGAAGAAUUAAGACUUCCAGUGAUGCUGGAUGAAACCAUUGAGUUUUUAGAAAAAAGAUCCGCAUCUUUAAAAUCUUAUUCAUAUGAAAUAAUUGUCAUCGACGAUGGGAGCAAAGACAAAACAACAGAGGUGGCACAAGAGUAUACAAAGAAAUAUGGGGCAAAUAAAGUUCGAGUUCUCACCCUGUUUAGGAAUAAGGGUAAAGGGGGAGCCGUAAGAAUGGGGAUUCUAAGCUCUAGAGGAAAAUAUCUUCUCAUGGCUGAUGCGGAUGCUGCAACAAGAUUCUCUGACAUUGUCAAGCUGGAGGCAAAGAUAAAAGAAAUUGAGAAAGAUUCCAUAAAUGGAAUGGCAAUUGCAGUUGGAUCUCGUGCUCAUUUAGAGGAAGAUUCUAUUGCGAAUCGUUCAUUGUUUCGUACCAUUUUAAUGAAAGGAUUUCAUUUACUAGUUUGGUUUUUGUGUGUUCGGACUGUCCGUGAUACACAAUGUGGUUUCAAAUUGUUUAAUAGAAAAGCUGCUUUCACUACAUUCCUAAAUUUACAUGUUGAACGUUGGGCCUUCGAUGCAGAGCUUUUGUAUAUUGCUGAAUCUCUGAAUAUACCCAUUGCUGAAGUAGCAGUGUAUUGGACUGAGAUAGAUGGUUCAAAAAUGGUCCCUGUUUUAAGUUGGAUACAAAUGGGAUGGGAUUUGCUGUUAAUUUAUAUUUGGCACAUGACAAGGAUGUGGACUAUAGAAAAAAUGGAGUGAAACGUUAUGGAUUAGUUAAUAGUACUUUUUUCCUUAAUGCAAUGAAUAUAUUAUAAAUAUUUUAUUAAAAGUAGACAAUUGUAGUUACUAAUGAUAUUUUUGAGCAAAUGCAUGUAUUUUUGAAAUUGACCUGGUAUGGUAGUUAUUAGGGAGACUCAUAACUUAUUAUCACACAAUCAGAAUAAUAAAGGGAACAUAAUUACUUGAACAGAUUACUUGAACUUUAGGGUACGUCCGUCAUACAUAAACAGAAGUUCCAGUAUCAAAUAAAGUUUGUUCAUUUUCGCAUGUUCUGUUUUCUUUUGGUUACAACUUACGCUGUAUAAAAUAUCCAGAAUCUUUUUUGAGAUUUAUCUUGGUUAUGAAAUUCAUCUUUUCUUAUAUGCAGUGAUAUACCGUAGUUAUAUCCAUCACAUUUUAGAAUAUACAAAUCGGUUAAAUGGCUAAUUUAAUUGUCUGAGGCCCAUCACUAGUAAAGCUGAAAUAUCUUAAAUAAAAGCUGUUUUAUUGUCUUGACGAGUUCUUGAUUUAUGAUUGAAUUAGAAAUUCUGUUAAAAUUGCACUGUUUUGAUAUUCUAAAUUUGUCCCUUUUUGAACUUUCUAAAAUCAAAUCGUUUGUAUUGUGUCUAUGUGUUCCAAUUUGCCAUUUUUCUUAUUUAUAGUCUGUAUUAGUAGCUUCAAUAAUUCACUGCCUGCUGUUGUUUAAAAAUUUUGUGGCAGUCUUUGUAUGCAGUGAUUUUAAAUAGGAAAUCAUAUUAUUUGUAUCGUUGUAGUAAAAUUUCUCAUUGUGUAUUUUUUGCAAUCAAAUUUAAGAUCCAAAGCCAACUAACUUCACUUUUCCAAGUAGAA